UUUCGACCACAUGCAUAAAAGCCAGAACACCGAGCUUACGGCUAUACUACUCUGAGAACGCUCGAUCUCAUCUGAUCUCGGAAGCAGCCAACAAACUCAACACGUCGCGCAUCAAACUUCUCAAUCACGCAACCAAAUCGAUCUAAUUCAUCCACUUCAGAAGAAACACAUUAGCGAUUCAACAAACUCUCUAGAAGAAAAUAUUGAAAGACCUACAGAAAUGGAAAAGGCGAGCAUAAACCAGCAGGAGCUUCAGGCCAUUAAGAACCUUAUGCUACUCAGCAACACUCACAAAAAUGUCAGUGUUGAAAACCAGCUUCUGGCACUUAAAGAAGUGAACACCAGACAAAAUCUGGAAAUCCGAGGCCUGAAAUGCAAAAUCAGCAGCAUGGAGAAAAGCUUUCGCUUAAUGGAGGAAAAACUUUACAAAGUGGAAAACGAGUUGAACAAAGACCCAAAGCCCACAGCAAAGAGAACUGGAUCAGACAUGUCACCACCCAGGAAAGCUCAAAAGCCUCGACUUGAUGCUGCUUCAGCUGAUCCUGUAAACACAACACACACAACACAAUCUCUCAUCUCCAGUGCAUUAGAAACACUACAAAAGUCCUGUUCUGAUGUUUUACCUACAGACAGGAUUCAUGCACUUCUCACAGGAACAAGUGAACUUCCUGUUUUGAGAGAUGAAGAGAAACACGUCAUUUCUGAGUUUUGUGUAAACGAGUCCUUAGCAGAGACGUUUCUGUCGGUGAUUUUGAAGAAGAUCAAGGUGGAGAGAGGGUUUAUGGGACAUGAUCUCCUGCAGUCUCUCUGUAGGGUUUAUGUAGGCGUGUGUCAACAGAGAGGAGACUCUCACAAAGCACAUGCUCUCGCCUACAGACUCCUUAAAGAAGGUGAUCUCCUGUGUAUGGCUCAUUGUAGGUCAUUCCAUAGGUUUUGGAUUGGGUUGAGCUUCUUCACAGAGGACAGAAGCUUCUGCCCAGCUGAAGAAAAGCAGCUCCAAAGCAUAGUGCUGCCCCCACCAUACCACCAUGUUGAUUUUCUUAAAGCCCCCAAAGUGAUUAUGGGCAUGGUGACAGCAUGGCCAAGUUUUUUGUCCCAUGAAAGUUCUUUAUGCCGAGCAAUUCACAUAGUGAGCAACCUGAAAGCAAAGGGAAAGAUAUUUCACUUGCUCACCAAGUAUCUGCACUGGGAUGAGGAGCCUCCGGGAAACAUCUACAAUGCUAUCACCAGCACCCUGAAGUCUUUUCUGGAAGACAGCAGUCUGAGGUUCCUGGAGAACAGCUGGUAUGGUUAUGAUCUCUGCCCUGCUACCUGGAACUACAUCUUCAGCCUGGAUCUUCUGUGUGCACAACUGGGCUGGACUUGGACCAUUACCAAUAUUAUACGGAAGGAUCUUUGGCUGAUCCUGAACACUUGGCUGAGGCAAGCAAGAACAGAGCAAACACCGUUCCGAGACGUCUGUGUAGCAGCAGUUUUCAGGCUACUUGGGCGACUUGGUCAACUAGGACUUAAGGAGAACCUGCUAAUGUCAUUUGAAAAUCUGGCAAAAAGCAUAAAUCAGUUUGGAAUGCAAAACUUCUCAAAAGGUAUGCCAUGGGAAGUGCAGCUCUCAGUCAUCUAUGCCACUCAUGAUCUGGCACCCAGCAACCCUGAAGCAGCUCUGAAGACAUUGGAAUCAUGGAGGAAAAACAGCACACAGCCCGUUCCCCCAGCCGUCAUCAAAUGCAUUACGCAAAUCAGCUUCCUUUGUCAUCAGACCAAGUCACAAAACUCUAAGAAACUACUGUAGUGAUUAUUAUAGUGAGCACUGCAUCCCCCAGGUCUGUAUCCUCAGUCACCAGCUGUUCACACUGUGAAUCAUGACUGUGCUGCAAUGCACAGCUCCAAUCAUCAAGUUUAGCAGUGACAUGACCAUCAUGAGUCUCAUCAACAAGAACGACGAGACGCUUUCAGACAGGAAAUGCAGUGGAUAAUGGACUGGUGCUGACUCAGCAAUCUUUGUGUUCAGCUGUGGAGAACCUCAUCUGGUCUCACAAAGCCACCAGCAUUGUGGAUGACCACAUACACCCUUUAUACAUUAUUGAUUAUAUCAGUGGCGGGACGUGCAUUUGGUACCUGGGCCUUCAGUGGGGACUUACCCGACUUAAUCCACCUCUUAAUACCAC
This is a messenger RNA of Silurus meridionalis, 2165 nucleotides long. RefSeq names its product little elongation complex subunit 1-like. The record is from RefSeq and is a predicted model, not a curated record. Bases 221 to 1789 code for a protein of 522 amino acids. NCBI's taxonomy places the organism in Eukaryota, Metazoa, Chordata, Actinopteri, Siluriformes, Siluridae. The transcript has 14 exons.